Molecule: messenger RNA, 2223 nt
Organism: Terrapene triunguis (Three-toed box turtle)
Lineage: Eukaryota; Metazoa; Chordata; Testudines; Emydidae
Gene: IRF5
Product: interferon regulatory factor 5
Exons: 10
Coding region: 233-1690 (485 amino acids)
Biological process (GO): immune system process; regulation of transcription by RNA polymerase II
Cellular component (GO): nucleus
Molecular function (GO): protein binding; RNA polymerase II cis-regulatory region sequence-specific DNA binding; DNA-binding transcription factor activity, RNA polymerase II-specific
Source: RefSeq, a predicted model, not a curated record
GCCCCCGGGCAGCGAGGGGAGCAGCCCGGCAGGAGGAUCCAGGAGCCUCCCGGCGCAGGACUGAAGUGAGAAAAAACCCCAACCCGUGUUUCAAAUUCCCCUCUCUGACAUCGAAUUCAAAGCCAGACCUCCAUGGGCUUCCAAUAAGUCUGGGGCUGCCUCUUCUCUCUUUCCAUUCUGGGAACCUACAUUAGUGCGCAGGCUGGUGGCCGGCAUAGCCCAGUGAGUCGCCAUGAACGCGCAUCCCCGUCGCAUCCGCCUGAAGCCCUGGCUCAUCGCCCAAGUGAACAGCAACCAGUACCCAGGCCUGCAGUGGGUGAACCCCGAGCGGAAGCUCUUCUGCAUCCCCUGGCGCCAUGCCACCCGGCACGUCCCCACGCAGGACGACGAGAACACCGUGUUCAAGGCCUGGGCCAAGGAGACCGGCAAGUACAACGAAGGGGUAGAUGAGCCGGACCCAGCCAAGUGGAAAGCCAACCUGCGCUGCGCCCUCAACAAGAGCCGCGAGUUCAAGCUGAUCUACGACGGCACCAAGGACACACCCAUGCAGCCCUACAAGAUCUACGAGGUGUACGAGGGCCACCAGCCCAAUGGAGACUCGCUGGCCGGGGACGAUCACAGCUGUUGCCCGGGGGAGGAGGAGGAGGAGCUGCAGAAAAUGACGACGCUGACGAUAGCGGAUCCCAGCCAGGGCGUGGAGCCGCUCCCCUCCUACGUGUGGCCGAAGCAGGAAGUCCCGUAUCCCAACCCCUGCGGGAACAGCUCCUUCCCCCCACUGGGCGCCCGGGAACUCCUCCACCCGGACGUGUCGGCGCCGCCGCCUCCCGCCGCUGGCGCCUUCGCAGCAGGGGAGCUGCCCGCUCAGAGCCCGGCUGGGAGCAUGCCGCUGCAGCCCAUGGAACAGUUCAUCCCAGACCUGCUCAUCAGCCCGCACAUGCUGCCACUGACCGACCUGGAGCUCAAGUUCCACUACCGCGGGCGGCAGGCCAGCUCCCUGACCAUCAGCAACCCCCACGGGUGCCGGCUGUUCCACAGCAGCCUGGAGCCCACGCACGAGCAGGUGGAGCUCUUCGGGCCCGUGACGCUGGAGCAGGUGCGCUUCCCCAGCACCGAGCACAUCCCCAACGAGAAGCAGCGCUUCUACACCCACCAGCUGCUGGACGUCAUGGACCGGGGCCUCAUCCUGGAGCUGCAGGGCCAAGACAUCUACGCCGUCCGGCUGUGUCAGUGCAAGGUCUUCUGGACGGGGCCCUGCGCCGGCGAGCGGGCCGGCCCCAACCCCAUCGAGCGCGAGAGGAAGAUCAAACUCUUCAGCCUGGAGAACUUCCUCAACGGGCUCAUCCUGUUCCAGAAGGGCCAGACCAGCACGCCGCCCCCCUUCGAAAUCUUCCUCUGCUUCGGAGAGGAGUGGCCGGACCAGAAGCCGAAGGAGAAGAAACUUAUCACCGUCCAGGUCGUGCCAGUGGCCGCCCGGAUCCUGCUGGAGAUGUUCUCUGGGGAGCUCUCCUGGUCGGCAGACAGCAUCCGCCUCCAGAUCUCCCAUCCGGACCUGAAAGACAAGAUGGUGGAGCAGUUCAAGGAGCUGCAUCAGCUCUGGCAAAACCAGCAGGGCCCGCAGGCCCACCCGGCCUCGAACCUGGAGCCAGGCCCGGGCCCGUGGGCGAUGCAGGCCAGCAGCAUGCAGCAGUGAGGACGUGGGCACGUCGCGCACACUCACCCAUUUCCCCUCCCUCCUGACGGGCGCCCGGGGGAGCCUGGCCGUGCAUGCCAGCCCCGAGGAGGGGGAGACGAGGCAAACUGAUCUCUAUAGGGCGAUGCUCCGCUGGAUCUGUCGGCGCAGGCUGCCCGGCUCCGCUGCCCGCUCCACGCCAACCUCCCAGCUGUGGACCCCAAAGGGGCAGGGGGGAGAGGGCCCUUCCUGCAGGGAUGGAUGGAGGCCGGCCCACACCACCACCUGCUGGGAAUACACUAGGCUGCGGGCCAGGCCCCAUCUUGCCAGAGCACUGCAGGGACAGGCAAGGCCUGCGAUGGAGGAAAGAGACUGUUAGACUCACCGCCCUGGGCACUUACGAGAACUGUCUGGUGGUGGGCAGCACGUGCUGGGGCCUGCUGAAAGGACAGGCCCGGCCGUCAGGCCCGAUCCAGCCCGCGGGCGUGAAGGAGCCCCAGGCGACGCUGCAGUCACAGUAUCCGGGAGCUGGCGUCACGGCCCCGGGAACUGGC